GGCGGCGACGGACAAGCAGGUGGAGGUGGCUGCGGUUUAGCGCGAGUGGUGAGGGAGGAUGAGUCCUCGUCGUCCGCUUCGCCACACCACAGGGGCAGUUGUCCGCGGCGCGCCAAAGGCGGUGUUUGCUCCUCAGGGAAAGCUAGAAAAGGAUUUUACCUUACGAACAAUCAGACUUCAAAAUGCUGACCAAGGCUUACUCGUCAUUGGUACUGGCAGUGGACGUGCUUGUUGCCCUCAUCAAAUUCGUCCUGAUCCUUUUGGAGUCUCUGUUCCGUCUAGUUUUUCCUGUUGAGCAAAAGUCCAUAAAAAAUGAAGUCAUUCUUGUCACCGGGGCUGGUCAGGGAAUCGGCCGCGAGCUGGCCUUCCAGCUGCACAGCCUGGGAGCCAAGCUGGUGCUCUGGGAUAUGGACGGCGCCAAGUGCGAACAGGUAGCCAAGGAAAUCAAGUCCCUGGGAGGCACAGCCGCUGCAUUCUGCUGCGACGUGACCGACAGGCAAAAGGUUCUCGAACUGGCUAAGCAGGCUAAGGAGCAGGUUGGACCCGUCACCAUUCUGAUCAACAAUGCUGGAAUUAUGCCUUGCAAGCCGCUCGAAAAACACUCUGAACAAGAUAUCCGAAAGAACUUCGACGUCAACAUUAUCUCUCACUUCUGGAUGCUGGAGGCUUUCCUUCCCGACAUGCGAGCCCUGGGUCGUGGUCACGUGGUCGCCCUUUCCUCGAUGGCCGGCAUCUGCGGUCUGCCCAACCUGGUGCCCUAUUGUGGAGCCAAAUUCGCCGUCCGAGGAAUGAUGGAGGCCCUGAGGGAGGAGCUCAGGCAGGACCCCAAGAAGCCUGAAAUCCACCUGACAACCAUCUACCCCUUCAUCGUGGGCACCGGCCUCGUGCACAAGCCCAAGAUCAGGUUCCCCACCCUGCUGGGCAUCGUGUCGCCCAAGACCGCUGCCAGCAGCAUCAUCCUCGCCAUGAGGAGGAACCAGCACGAGAUGACCAUCCCCCGGGCCCUUUUCCACAUGAACAAUGUCACCAGGAUGCUGCCCCAAAAGUUUAGCGAGGUGAUGCGCGACUUGAUCGACAGUGGAUGCGACUCUCACGAGUAAAAUGCCAAAUACACGUAAAGCCCUCUAAAAGGCUGGACGAAUUUGUUCCCAUCGCAUUUUGUGUUUCACCGUCGAUGCACCAACAAAUAUUUAUUCACUCUUGUGUCAAUUAGCUCCUCGCCGCGCUAUUUGAGCCUUGAACACGGCGAAAAUAACGCGGCAGUAGGAGGAACCUUCAAGCGUGCGUCAACUUUGAGAUCUGCGACUUUUACUGGUGCAGCAAAAGUUCCUGGCUGGAUGAGGUGGGAGAGAGAUUUAAGACGAAAAUAUCUAACACAAUUUUUUGCCACAAAAUUAUUAACAUUUUCUUAUUGAUUGGAACUUAUGAAGGGUGUUUCUAGUUUUAACUUUGUAGGAAAAAGUCACGCAGAUGUCAGGAGUUGACUGUGACUAUGUGACCCGCGAUUACAACUGAAGUUUUCAUAUCUUAGCUAUAGCAUGAAUGUCGCACUUGUGUGUAAACGUAAAUUGUGCUUUUGUGUAAAUAAUUACUUUGUGAAUGUGUUGGAUUAAAUUCUAUAUUUUUUCACCUGA
Cloeon dipterum is the source of this 1634-nucleotide messenger RNA. RefSeq names its product short-chain dehydrogenase/reductase family 16C member 6-like. Gene Ontology annotation, molecular function: oxidoreductase activity, acting on the CH-OH group of donors, NAD or NADP as acceptor. Bases 183 to 1100 code for a protein of 305 amino acids. The record is from RefSeq and is a predicted model, not a curated record. The transcript is spliced from 7 exons. Lineage: Eukaryota; Metazoa; Arthropoda; Insecta; Ephemeroptera; Baetidae. Gene Ontology annotation, cellular component: lipid droplet.